GCUCUGCAACCUCAGUUUAGAAUAGGAACUUCCGUAUGAGUUAUUAGUGAUAGUGGAUGGCGUCGUGUGGCGAGGGAGCACUGAGCGUGGGAAAUUAUCCUUGAACAAGGAAACCGGUCUGCCCCUUUCCGUGCUGCGUUGCACGAGCAAAGCCCGACGACUUGAUCACCAUAUCGCUGCUCUCCAUCCUUAUAAACCUAUGGCUGCUUUCUGUUGACCAUUACACCGACUGAUUGACCCGCCUUGGCUCGCUCCAUGGCGGCCGCACAGAAACCCUUGCCCUCCGUACCGCCUCGACCACACAUCAACUCGCUUCAAUCAAGACCGGACACGGUACUCACUGUUCCAGCUCAAGAGCAUCUCGCAAAUUUCAUCAGACGCGCACUAGAGGAGGAGUUCACUGAGAUAGCGCGGGAAGGAUGGGAGGACGCGCUAAUGGCUACGCUUGGUGAAGUGGGGGAGGCGGUGACCAGGAAUGGGUGGUUAGCUGGAGUGAAGAGGACAAGGGGGAUGCGGAAGAAGAGAAGGGAUGAUGCAGUGUCCAAUGCGAGGAGAGAGGAGCGGGAGAAGGAGGAGCUGGCGGCGAAGGAGAAGGACGCGGAGAGUCGGUUUCGGACGAGGUCCAAGGGAACUGCUUCCACGAUGGAAUUGACGGGGGUGAAGGAGAAGGACCCUGAUCCAGAGGAGGCAGCGGCACGUUCGCGAAUGCAGUGCGAAUUAGCCAUCCAACAGCUUCGAGAACUUGCGACGCAGUCUGUCUCGCCUUCGCCCAAGCCUCUUGCCAAACACCUCUUGCUCACUCUUGUCCCUCUGCAUUCCAACGCACACACUCGUACACCCUCUGACUACGAGGUAAUUCCGCAGGGUCCAAUUUGCACCUUUGCCCCAGGAGUGUAUUCACUGCCCAAGCCUGGUUCCGAACUGGAUCCUGACACCAUUUCCCGGCUCGUGUUGUUCGGUUUCAAGGAAUGGGAUGUCUCACAUCCAGAGGAUGCACUUCAACUCGUCGGAGGUACCUUCACUCUCAAGGGAACGCUCUCCGCUGCGCAUCACGAUACGCUGUCCAAGAUUCUGCGUGUCGCUAUUUAUCUUCAUCUUUCUCUCCUCCUCGAACAACAUUUCCUCUCCGACUCGCAUAUUGAAUUAGAAUUCCCAAAACCUGCACAUCCUGUCAUCCCUUCCGUCCCCAUGGCCGUCACCGUCUCAGCCGAGUCUGCCCAAAGACCCGCGUCCUUCAACGACCACAAGCGCAAGAACCGUGACUCGCCUACCUCAACCCUCUGGAACUUCUUCUCGAAAAAGACGGAACGGCUGCUGCAGCGCACGACCACCCUCAGUCCCACUUCGUCUCCUAGGUCAUCUCUAGACUUCCCUCGUUCUCCGACGUCGCCCAUGGCGCCACCAGUAUCAGCUGCUCGCGUUUCUGAAGAUCGUCCUCGUCGAGAACGUCGGUUCUCAUUAUUUGGCCCCACGCGUGCGCCUCCACAGGUCGCUGCUCUACCACCGCCCAAUUCAGAGGACGAACCUCCAUUCCAGACUGCACUUCGCCGGAUAGAGGCGAGCAAGACCUUGCUUUCCAGUUCGCCCGGCAUUAUCUUCGUACCACCAGUGCUUCUCGUGCGAUUGGCUGAGAAGGAGAAGGAACGGCCGACGCGAAAGUUGACGGGAGAGGAACGGACAGGGUUAAGCAGUAUUCUAGGAUGGGACGGUAAGGACUCGCGGGGUCGCGGCAUGGCUGGCAUACCUGGUUUUGUCCGGCAGCAGCGAUUGUCGGUGCUGUAUUCUGAGCAUGUCCCAGCUCUACAACCGAAGACCUCCGAACCGGCCGAACCUUCAGCGAUGGAACGGACGAGGUACCUGAGAUGCGGCCCAAGGGCGAGGUGGGACACCGCUCUGUAUUAUGGCUCGGGUUCGGACUCACUUGGUGAGGUGGUCGUGGAUUUGUGUGGCAAGGCGGAUGAACCUUGCGAAAGGUUUGGGUGCCAGUCUUCGCAAGGUCAGCACGAGAGGAGGUGGAUCCAUGAUGGGGUGAGGAUUGUAGCGAGGGUGAGCUCGACCGAAGCGAAAGGUAAUCACGUCGAGCCGCCGAAUGACGAGCAUGUUAUGAUGUGGCAAAGUUGUAGGGAGUGUGGCGAGACGACCGCACGGUGUAGGAUGACUGAUGGGACCUUUUUGUUUUCCUUUGCCAAGUUUCUCGAGUUCUUAAUAUACUCUCCGGUAAUUUGCACGAUUAUACCCUCGUUAUGUACGCACACCAAUGCCUCCCCGAAACCAUGGACAUCUUCACCCUCGUCGUCUUCAAUUCCUUCUGCAUACGCCAAAGUUCCAUUACCAUCGUCUCGUUUCAAUAUCCUUCGCCAUUUCUCGUUCAAAUCGCAUACUGUCUCGUUUACCAUCUCACCUAUCGAGGACAUCUUUGAGCUGCGGGUUCCGAGGUUGCAGAUCACGAGAGGGACCAAUGGAGCUGACAAGUUGACGGAGAAGGAUAGGGUUGGGGAUUUGACUGUUUUCCAGAGAGCCAGUGUUGAGGGCGAUGUGGAGAAGAGGGAGUUGAGGAAGGAGAUUAAUGGAUGGUGGCAAGGUGUGGCGGAGCAUCUAGACAAACUAGAAUUGCAACUUUCCGAUCAAGACCCAAAAUCAUUCCAUAAAAGUCUUCCACGGUUACCCUCCGCCGACGAGGCUUACGAUUCACUAUCCGUAGACGACUCUUCCAUCACUCCCCUCGCCACCCCCCGAGCUGGCGUAUCUUCCCUUCCUUCGACUAUGCCCCCCACACCUGCAAGCGAAGACAAAGGCUCUUUUAUUUCCGCUGACACAGUCAAGUUCUCUUCCGCCUCCGAUUCGCAUUCCCUCUCCGGUGAAUCCAGCCACUCAAACGCAAGCUCUACCGACUCCAUUACCCUCCUCGCGAGCAUGCGCCACACAUUCCAGAGAACCGAGCAAUCGCUGUACGCUCAGCUUUCGCAAACACCCAACGCAACGUUGAACAAUGUGAGGCGCUCGUUCCAUUCGGCAGCAGUUGGUGCGAAUAAGAGGAUGUCCGCUUGGGAGACGAAACAUCUACCGAAAGCCGCGAGGGCGGUAUUUUCGAAGGAGAGGGAGGCUAUGAAGGAGCCAAGGUGGUGGGAGGCGAAGAGCCACGCUGUGCCCAAUGGGAAUGUGAUCGUGAAGGAGGACGACUGGGGGAGUAUCAUCGCGUUUACGCUGAGUUCGACUGACUAUCAACAUGAGCUGGCGAAGUUGUCGCUUCCUCGUGGAGUCGCAAGUCCUGCCGCACCUUCGUCCCCUACUCCUGGCUUACCUUCGUCGCCCCCUGCUUCAACUGCUGCUACUUCAUCAUUCAAGUUCUUCUCAUCACCUUCGAAACCUAAUCCGGAUAAGGAAGACACCGUGUGGCACGAACCCGAAUCAUGUUCAGCUAUCAUAACUCGCAAAGAACACCCUCGAGAUCCUUCGUCACUCCUCUCCAUUCGAGACGUGCUACGGAAUAAAGCACCUUUGGACGUCACUGCUGGCCUCCCAUCGUCCAUGUUCACAGCUUUUGGUUCCCUGUCCAAUCGAAACAUCAGUAAUCCGCCACCUUCCGCCUGGGCCAAACCUGCCGUCGAGCUUGAUACGCACGCUGCCGACGGGCACGUCUCUGCCGUUGGAGAGAAUUCUGAGACUGCGGGCAAGAUACUUCAGGAUAUGGAGAGUGGUUCGGCGGUGACGAAGGGAAACAUUUCGGAUCUGGAGGGUUCUGCAUUCGUAGAGGCGAAUAUCCGGAGGGGAAAGACGUCCUCGAUUAUUUCUACGGAGAGCAAUAGUACGGUUGGGCCGGAGACUUCGACGUCGGUGUCGUCGAUUGAGUUUCCAAGUGUGCCGCCGCCGUUACCGCCGAAGAGUCUUGAUGUCGUGGAUGAAUCUCCCGAGGGAUCGUCAAAACCGUCGCUUGGGACGUCUUCGACUGGAAACAGCGACACUCAGAUCACUAGUCCUGCGUCUACCGCCAACUCAAACGUCCACGCCCCGGUCCCUUCCGCUAAUGACGCCGCGAAUGUAUCCCUCUCUUGGACUAAUACGCUUACUCAAGCUAUGCGUUCCAUGCUGAAACCCGUCGAUGUACCUCGUACCCCUUCUCCUGUCUCCAACUUCAAGAGACACCACGGUCUACUGUCCACCGACCCACUUCUGAUCGAUGAACGGCCGCACAUCAAAUACGACUGGACGAUUGGGAAGCGGUUGAAGUUUAGUUGUACGGUGUAUUAUGCGAAGCAGUUCGAUGCGCUCAGGAGAAGAUGUGGAAUCGAUGAUAUUUUCGUGAAGAGUAUGGCAUGGAGCGAGAAUUGGAUGGCGGAUGGUGGAAAGAGCAAGAGUAAUUUCUUCAAGACGGGGGAUGAUAGGUUUAUCAUCAAGACGCUGGUCAAUGCGUGGAACGUGGCGGACUUGCAGGUGUUAAUUGAGCUUGGACCGUCGUAUUUUCGGUAUAUGGAGUCGACGUCCAACAGGGCUUCUAUUCUGGCGAAGCUCUUGGGCUUUUAUACCGUCGAAGUGCGGAACCUUGAGACCGGGACUGUACAGGCGAAGGCGGAUCUUCUCGUCAUGGAGAACCUCUUUUAUAACCAGAAGAUUGGCAAGACUUUUGACUUGAAGGGUAUACAGGGGAGGAAGGUCAAGGCUAAUACCAACGCUUCAACGUCAAAGACACUGUUCGAUGGAGAGUGGAUGGAAGGUCAAGAGCGUGCUCUCACUCUCGUUCACCCACACUCGAAAGUCGUACUUCAAGAAGGUAUCAAGCAUGACUGCGACUUCCUCACCAAGAGUAACAUCAUGGACUACUCGCUUCUUCUUGGGAUCAACGAAGAGAAGAAGGAAAUUGUAUGCGGUCUGGUCGACACGAUUGGAAGCUACACCUUCGCGAAGACAUUGGAAUACAAAGCCAAGCAAGGUCUCGCUGGCACAGGCAAAGACGUCACCGUCAUUCCUCCGAACGAGUACGAAGAACGGUUCGUUUCGUCUAUGGACAGUUACUUUGUUGCAUGUCCAGAUAAAUGGUCGAAACCUCCCGACGACAAGAAACUUCCUCACGACCCAAUGCAGCUCUCCAGUGUCCUAUGAGUAGUCCACUCACGCGUCUGACUCUUCUCUCUCUUUGCUCUCCUAUGUACUCUUGCUCUCACUCUUUUUUCGUCACUCGUCACGCCUUGCAUCGCAUCGAUUAGCAAUUGUUGUAAACUACAUUCCACUGCACUGAACUUCUGUAUACCGCAAUCUUGUUGUCAUUCAUGCUCAUCUUCAUUUCCU
Stereum hirsutum FP-91666 SS1 is the source of this 5283-nucleotide messenger RNA. RefSeq lists its product as uncharacterized. Gene Ontology annotation, cellular component: endosome membrane. Gene Ontology annotation, biological process: phosphatidylinositol phosphate biosynthetic process. The transcript has 10 exons. The record is from RefSeq and is a predicted model, not a curated record. Gene Ontology annotation, molecular function: 1-phosphatidylinositol-3-phosphate 5-kinase activity. NCBI's taxonomy places the organism in Eukaryota, Fungi, Basidiomycota, Agaricomycetes, Russulales, Stereaceae. Bases 256 to 5097 code for a protein of 1613 amino acids.